AUGUGGGAUAGGCUUCGAUACCUGAAGUACUUGGCCAAGGCGGGUAUUCCUGCAAUGGUGGCGUUGAAUUCCUAUGAUACUGGCGCGGAUAGGAUUCUGUCGUCGAUGAGAUGGGCUUGCUUCACCAUGGAGGCAGGCCUCGCAUUUUGCUGGAGUUUUCACCUGAUGCAAUCCGUCUACGGGCUGGCGGAAUCGCCCUCAAUGCGCCGUCCACUCAGCUUGAUCAAUCGCACUGGAAAGCCGGUGGCCAUUAUUCUACCCAUGAUCCAGGCGGGUCUUCUUCAAUUGACUCCUUUGAAGAAGUCUGCGUUUUGGUAUUUCUUCACGGCAGACGUCCUAUAUGUUAUUUCAUGUCUUGGGGGCCUUUUCAUGCUUGGGCUCAUUUUCCUGGAGUAUAUCCAGACACGGUUGCUCCUCCGGAAGAUCGAAACCUCAGGCGCGAAGUUUGGGACUCUUCAGCAAAGACCAAGCUCGAUACAUGACAGAUGGCUGGUGGUGAGGGUGACGAUACCUAUGGUCUUCAUCAGCGCUUUUGAGGGUUACAAUAUCGUUGUUCAGGUGACAUAUAAUCAUAUGGAUAUUUCUGACUCUCUCACUGCGGAGCCAGACUUGACUGCCAGCAAGGCACAGUCAACCAUGGCGGCAUUUAUUCCAGGAUGUGUGGCAGGCUUGUUCCUCCUUUUAUGCUUCGGCACAACGCGACAGUUCCGGAGGAGGCUAUACAAGACACUUGUGCCGGUGAAGUUCCAGCGGGCCAGCUCGGGGCAGUCCAUGACCUCCUCGAGGGCCUCCUAUGCAGCAAUGGAUGACGACCCUGGAGUGCUGUCCCGUCAAAGGAGAUUGUCGAUGGAGAGGAAGAUGCAGAUCCAGGUAACCACCGAGUUGGAGAUCAAGAUGGAAGUGCUUGAUAAGCCAGCGCCGAUGGAAUACUCCGUGGAUCAGCACCAUUGGGACGAUAUUUCACCGAUACUACCUGGUCGUACUCGAGGUCACGGAGGUGGCAUGCUUCAUUAA
Diaporthe citri is the source of this 1014-nucleotide messenger RNA. RefSeq lists its product as uncharacterized. The coding region runs from base 1 to 1014 and encodes 337 amino acids. The transcript is spliced from 4 exons. The record is from RefSeq and is a predicted model, not a curated record. Lineage: Eukaryota; Fungi; Ascomycota; Sordariomycetes; Diaporthales; Diaporthaceae.